Hevea brasiliensis (rubber tree) is the source of this 2009-nucleotide messenger RNA. Its product is annotated as enolase 1, chloroplastic. Gene Ontology annotation, molecular function: magnesium ion binding; phosphopyruvate hydratase activity. Gene Ontology annotation, cellular component: phosphopyruvate hydratase complex. The transcript has 7 exons. The record is from RefSeq and is a predicted model, not a curated record. Gene Ontology annotation, biological process: glycolytic process. NCBI's taxonomy places the organism in Eukaryota, Viridiplantae, Streptophyta, Magnoliopsida, Malpighiales, Euphorbiaceae. Bases 253 to 1722 code for a protein of 489 amino acids.
CUAACCAAAGCAGCCAAUCUGUGAUCGCUCAUCAAAGCACCGUCCUUUCUAACAACCACCAAAAACAACCAGCUUCAACCUUCAAAGUUCAAACGCCCACUUGCUUUCAUCGCCGCUUGGCGGAGUUCACGACGCUCUGCCCCUCUCUUUCCUCUUCUAUAGAAACCCCACUAAGACCCAGCCUUUCUCUUCACCGCCGUCUCUACAAGUCCCCUAAAACUAGAAGACCAGAGACGAGUGCAACAUAAAGAAAUGGCCUUGGCCACUCAACCAGCCGCCACCGCCACCACCAACCUCCUCAACAAGUCCUUCUUUUCCUCUAAACCCCAAUCUUCCACUUCCAUUCCUUUCCCUUCUGUAAAGCCUCGUUCUUUAGUUGUGCGCAACUCCGUCACGGUGGCGCCACCUUCUCCGACGAAGAUCGCCAAGGAGUGCAAGGUCAAGUCGGUGAAGGCGAGGCAAAUCAUUGACAGCCGAGGGAAUCCCACCGUCGAGGUUGAUCUCUUCACCGAUGAUCUUUACCGGUCCGCCGUCCCCAGUGGCGCCUCCACUGGGAUCUAUGAAGCUUUAGAGCUUAGAGAUGGGGACAAGAGUGUUUAUGGUGGUAAAGGAGUGCUUAAUGCUGUUAAAAACAUCAAUGACAUUUUGGGCCCUAAGCUAAUCGGCGUUGAUGUCAGAAACCAAGAUGAAGUGGAUGCUAUUAUGCUGGAUAUUGAUGGAACUCCAAACAAGUCGAAACUCGGAGCUAAUGCUAUCCUUGGGGUAUCUCUGAGCAUUUGUCGAGCAGGUGCUGGAGCAAAAGCAGUGCCCUUGUACAAGCACAUUCAGGAAAUUUCAGGAACAAAGGAGCUUGUCAUGCCAGUUCCUGCUUUUAAUGUCAUAAAUGGAGGCAGUCAUGCUGGAAAUAAUUUAGCUAUGCAAGAAUUUAUGAUAUUGCCAGUAGGUGCAACCUCAUUUGCCGAGGCCCUCCGCAUGGGUAGUGAAGUUUAUCAUACGCUGAAGGGAAUUAUCAAGGCUAAAUAUGGACAGGAUGCUUGCAAUGUUGGAGACGAAGGGGGAUUUGCUCCUAAUGUGCAGGAUAAUAGGGAGGGACUAGUUUUGCUUAUGGACGCAAUUGAAAAGGCUGGUUACACAGGGAAGAUCAAAAUUGGAAUGGAUGUUGCUGCCUCAGAAUUUCUCACAAAGGAUGGAAAAUAUGAUUUGAACUUCAAGAAACAACCAAAUGAUGGGGCUCAUGUGCUCUCAGCUCAGAGCCUUGGUGAGCUCUACAAGGACUUUGUCAAGGAGUUCCCUAUUGUGUCCAUUGAAGACCCUUUUGACCAGGAUGAUUGGAACUCAUGGGCUUCAUUACAGUCUUCAGUUGAUAUCCAACUUGUUGGGGAUGAUUUGUUGGUCACAAACCCAAAGAGAAUUGCUGUAGCAAUUCAGAAAAAGGCUUGCAAUGGUUUACUUCUCAAGGUUAACCAGAUUGGCACAGUGACCGAGUCCAUUAGAGCAGCACUCGACUCAAAAGCUGCAGGUUGGGGUGUGAUGGUCAGCCACCGAAGUGGUGAAACCGAGGAUAACUUUAUUGCCGAUCUUUCUGUUGGCUUGGCUAGCGGACAGAUCAAGACUGGAGCUCCUUGCAGAAGUGAGCGAUUGGCCAAGUAUAAUCAGCUUCUGCGGAUUGAAGAGGAACUUGGAAAUGUUCAUUAUGCCGGUGAAGCUUUCAGAUCCCCUUAGGACAGAGGGGGAGCUCAGUUUCAUGGCAUAGGAUAUUCACCUUGGAGAAUUUACAAAAAAUUUUGGCAGAACCAGGCAACAUAGAUGUGAAUUAAAAACACAAUUAUCUAAUUACUUUGGCAUUAGAAACCACAUUUUCUCAAAAUCUUGAAAGAAGUAAGUGUGCCUCUGAAUAAGGAAGUCUGAAUCUGAAUGGUGUUUCCAGAUCUGCGCCACUACUUGUUGUAAUUUUAUGUACCCUUAUAUAAUGAUAAUGGAUUUGGCAAAUGGGAACUCAUUUUCAAUUA